Molecule: messenger RNA, 1671 nt
Organism: Aspergillus aculeatinus CBS 121060
Lineage: Eukaryota; Fungi; Ascomycota; Eurotiomycetes; Eurotiales; Aspergillaceae
Product: BCS1 and AAA domain-containing protein
Exons: 1
Coding region: 1-1671 (556 amino acids)
Biological process (GO): protein insertion into mitochondrial inner membrane from matrix; mitochondrial respiratory chain complex III assembly
Cellular component (GO): mitochondrial inner membrane
Molecular function (GO): ATP hydrolysis activity; ATP binding
Source: RefSeq, a predicted model, not a curated record
AUGUCUGGCCUCUUGAAGAAGAUUCAGACCCACUUGGUGAAGUCAAAUCCGGAAGGGUAUGAGAAGGUUCUGCAGGCGCUUCUCCCGAACUAUGGAUCGCUUUUGUCUAUUGUAACCAAGCACUUUGGACUGAAUCCCCCCACUUAUCUCCCCUAUGUCACUUUCGCCGUGAUUCUCUCCUGCGUUGCCCAGCGCAUUUCCCGAUACAUCUGGAAAGCGCUCCUCCACCUCUUCACCACCACUGUGGAGAUCAGUCCCUCUGACUGGGGGUACGACUACUACCUGUUCUGGAUGGCACGCCACAAGUCGCUCAACAAGGCCAGCGCGUUCGUCAUCCAGACCGCCGGGCGCUACGACGACAUCACCUGCAUCCCCGACGAGGACUCGCAAGACCAGGAUAUCUGCGAGCACGACGAUUGGCGCAAGACGAUCGCCCUGAUCCGCACGCGCCGCAUGCGCUACAACCCGUGCGCCGGGUCGUACUACUACCUGUACCAGGGCCGGCUGGUGAAGAUCCAACGCAUCGCUGCCCGCGACAGGCGGUACGAGGAUAUCCUGCGGGUGACGACCUUUGGCGGAAACGCCUCGUUUCACAAGCAGAUGAGCUACGAGGCGCAGAAGGCGUACAAGGAUCACGUCAGCCAGUUCACUCUGAUCCUGGAGAGCAUGAUGCAGGACGGUAAGUCGUGGUGGGCGUGGUGCAUGAAGCGGACCCCGCGCGCGAUAUCCUCGGUCAUCCUGGACGCCGGGGUGAAACAGGCCUUCCUCGAGGAUGUCCAGGAGUACCUGGACCCCAAGACCCAGCCCUGGUACAACAGCCGGGGCAUCCCCUACCGCCGGGGCUAUCUGCUGCAUGGGCCCCCUGGCACGGGCAAGUCGAGUCUGUGCUUCGCUAUCGCCGGUCACCUGGGCCUGGACCUGUACCUGCUGCACCUGUCGCAGAAGGAGCUCACGGACAACCAGCUGGCCCGGCUCUUCCGCAGCCUGCCAUUCCGGUGCAUCGUCCUCAUCGAGGACGUGGACUGCGUGACGGUCGCGCAGGAGCGCGCAGACGACGGCAGCGGCGGUGCCGGUGGCAAGGACGCAUCGACGACGACCGGGGUCACUCUCUCGGGCCUGCUCAACGCCAUCGACGGCGUCAGUGCCGGCGAGGGCCGCAUCCUGAUCAUGACCACCAACCAUGUUGAGAAGCUGGAUGCCGCACUCCGCCGCCACGGCCGCGUGGACAUGACCAUCGCCUACGGGUAUGCCCAGACCCCCGAGGUCGCGAGCCUCUUCAAGUCGAUUUACGCCUCCACGGACAUGGACACCCCGAGCUUCGCGCCGUCAGUCACGCCAGAUUCGCCGUCGCUUGACGCCCUGGCGAGCGAGUUCGCGACGCUGGUGCCCUCCGGCGAGUUCAGUGGCGCCGAAAUUCAGGGAUAUCUGCUGGCCCACAAGAAGAGCCCGCAGUUCGCCAUCCAGGGGGUCCCAGAGUGGCUGGAGAAAACAGAGGAGGUACGCAAGGGACGCAGGCCAGGCAAGGAUGAGACGACGACCGAGAAGAAGGAGGAGGAGGAGGCUGGCGCAGCGCCUGCCAAGUGCACGGAGCUGUCUGCCGCUUUUGCGGAUGCGGAGUCGGAGUCAGAUGGGAUUUUCAGUGAUUGCUCCGAGAUUGCUGCUCCCUCUUGA